AAAAUUAUCAAUAGUUUUGACGAGAGAUUGAAACAAGUUUGCUAAAUAGGAAAAUUGUUUACGGAAAGAAAAUAUUAUUCUCUAAAUCAGCAUUGUUCAUAAUAUUUGCUGCCUAGGAAGAAAUAAAUACAAAAUCCUUGGAAAAUACUAAGUAUACUGAAAAAGAAAAAAAUUUAUACAAUGUUGAAUCAACAAGGAUCAAGAAAUUGUUAUAAUUCAGGUAAUUCAGGAAUUUCGUCGAAAAUUUUUUAUUUUCUAUUUAUUUUUCUAUUUUUACUGGAUGUAAGUAAGACUCAAGAAGCAGAUUGUGACUUGUAUCAGUUUGUAAAUUUGGGGUCUCUUUAUUAUAUUUAUAAUCUUGAAUAUCCAGAUUAUGUCACUGGAACCAAAUAUUGCAGAUUUAGGGCCGAGGCUCCUGAAGGUUAUCGAAUUUUGCUUGAAUGUGAAGAUAUAAAUAUACCAUCAUCGCUUCUGUGUUUGAAUCAAUAUUUAAGUAUUAAUACUAAUCCUGAUAGUAUAUUAAGUAUUCCAUCGAUUUUUUGUGGAAUUGGAACAAUGACCAUGAGCUCAGUUAAUAAUAAGAUGACAGUUAUAUAUCGUAGUUUGCCAACAGGUAGACCAGCAAGAUUUUUCUGCAAUGUAACUUCCGUUGCAUGAAUCCUAAUGGACACCCAAUAUUUUAAACUUAAAAAUAAUUUUUAAAACAUAUCAUAAUUUUAUGACUUAGAAUUAUAGAAUUAAAUAUACAAGUGAGAAAUUAAUGUAUUGUCGACGACUACUUGAAAUUGUUCUUUGGUUUUUAAUAAAAUUAAUAUAAUAAUGAAUUCUUGAAAAAUACUCUCUAAAUCUGAAUUAGUAGAUAUUGACUAAUUCAAAUACGAUGGAUUCGUUUACUGUGAAUUAGUCAAAGUUUACUAUAAUUGAAUUUGUAAUAUGGAGGCUAUUAAAUAAAUUAGUAACUUUACCUAUUAAAUGAAUUAAUGAGUUUCUAACUAAAUAUGACAGUAAAAAAAUGUUAUUUUAGGUAAAGAAAGUUAUUAUUUUUUUCCGUGGAGUUUCCAUGGAAAUUCUACAAGUUUUUUAUUUUUAAAAUAUUUUAA
Leptopilina heterotoma is the source of this 1100-nucleotide messenger RNA. Its product is annotated as venom serine protease 34-like. The transcript is spliced from 4 exons. Bases 181 to 657 code for a protein of 158 amino acids. NCBI's taxonomy places the organism in Eukaryota, Metazoa, Arthropoda, Insecta, Hymenoptera, Figitidae. The record is from RefSeq and is a predicted model, not a curated record.